This is a messenger RNA of Ornithodoros turicata, 927 nucleotides long. RefSeq lists its product as uncharacterized. Bases 1 to 927 code for a protein of 308 amino acids. The transcript has a single exon. NCBI's taxonomy places the organism in Eukaryota, Metazoa, Arthropoda, Arachnida, Ixodida, Argasidae. Gene Ontology annotation, molecular function: nucleic acid binding. The record is from RefSeq and is a predicted model, not a curated record.
AUGACAGUGAUGAACGAGCCCAUCCUGCAAGUACGAAAGUACAGCUCGUUCUCCAGACUGCUCCGGGUUACGUCAUGGGUGCUACGGUUUGUCCACAACAGCAGGAGCCCUUCUCUCAAGGACAGGGGUAUGCCAAGUUCAGAAGAGAUUAAUGCGGCAGAGCACUAUUGGAUUAGAAAUGCUCAACGUGAGGCUUUUGGGUUGCAGCCUACCACCCACACUUCUCUUCGGAACGCCUCCUUGUUUCACGACGACGAAGGGAUCCUCCGCAUGCAAGGACGUCUCCAGUACGGUGUCUUUCCUGAUGCAGUCAAGCAUCCUAUAGUCUUGCCCUCGAACCACCCUAUCACAGCCAUGAUUAUCAGGCAGACUCACUUACGGUUGUUGCACGCUGGCGUCCAAGGAACACUGACUGACCUACGAGAGGCCUACUGGGUCAUUCGAGGACGGCAAGUGGUAAAGAGGGUGGUGCACGGCUGUCGCGUUUGCAGGCGAGCGAAAGCCCGCGCGUGUACUGAGAUUGCUGGUCCCCUACCUCGGGACCGAAUAUCAGCUGCAGCGCCAUUUGAUGUGACAGGAACCGAUUAUGCUGGGCCACUCUUUUACAGGCCAUCCUAUGAAGAGAGCAAUGUUUCAAGAAAAUGCUACAUCCUCAUCUUCACUUGCGCCGUAACUAGGGCAGUUCAUUUAGAGCUCACAGAAUCUAUGACUGCCGAAGACUUUUUGAAGGCCUUCAAGAGAUUUGUAUCGAGGAGAGGUGUGCCAGGAACAGUAUACUCUGAUAAUUUCCGCACCUUCAAGAGUGUGCCCCAUGAACUUUCCGUUGGCCAGCUGUCGCAGGAUCCAGAUGUGAACGGGUUCCUUACGGUACAGCUUGGGACAAAAGUUUACGGAACACCGGUGUCUCGCAUUUGUCCAUUGGGGUGA